Molecule: messenger RNA, 6646 nt
Organism: Apis mellifera (honey bee)
Lineage: Eukaryota; Metazoa; Arthropoda; Insecta; Hymenoptera; Apidae
Gene: Ac3
Product: adenylate cyclase 3
Exons: 9
Coding region: 508-2922 (804 amino acids)
Biological process (GO): adenylate cyclase-activating G protein-coupled receptor signaling pathway; intracellular signal transduction; cAMP biosynthetic process
Molecular function (GO): adenylate cyclase activity
Source: RefSeq, a predicted model, not a curated record
GCGCGCGCGCCUAUGUUUCCAGGAUAUUCUAAUUUUAGCCGAUGCCCGUGGAAUUUAUAGAACUCGAUACGUUACGACGUCGAUUAAAAAUAACGGAUCUUUGGAUUAGACGUCUUUUUUUUAAUCAUCCGAUAGGAAUUCAAAGCAGGCUUUCUUAUUUUCUCGAUCGAAUUUUAAGGUUCGAACGAAUUUAAUUCUCGUAAUUACAAACAAUUUAUCGAGAGGAACGUUUUUUUAAUUAUUUUCACUUUGCUCGAUUCCAAAAGUGAUGAGAUCUCUCCGAGUGGAAAAAUGACCGAGCUGGAUUGAGAAAAUUGCCGAAACGCGGCGCUCGUGCAACAAGUUAACGUAAGCCUCAGUUUACGAUCGUUCGGUAAGCUCGUAAGAGUUGGAAUUCUUUUUCUCAUCUCCGUGUCGAAGAGAAGAACGAAGACUCGAGGAAAGGGGCCGAUCUUGGUUCUUGAGUUUAACAACGAGGUGCUGACGGUGACGCUGUCCGCGAGCGCCAUGGUUCUCGGUCUGUCCAGUUACUCGUUGACGGAAUUCCAACAGCGCAGAGCGUUCCUGGAGACGAGGCAGAGUUUGGAGGUGCAAUUGGUGAUCGAGGAGCAGAGCACCGAGCAGGAGAGACUGUUGCUCAGCGUGCUGCCCGAACAUGUGGCCGUGAAGAUGAGGCAGGAUCUCGGCGCCUCGCUCGACACCCAGUUCAAGAAAAUUUACAUGUCCAGGCACGAGAACGUCUCGAUCCUGUACGCGGACAUCGUCGGUUUCACCGCCAUCUCGUCCACGUACAGCGCCAGCGAAUUGGUCAAGAUCCUGAACGAGUUGUUCGCCCGCUUCGACCAACUCAGCGAAAGGUUCGAGCAGCUUCGGAUAAAGAUCCUGGGCGAUUGUUACUACUGCAUCAGCGGGGCACCGAUAGAGAGGCCGGACCACGCUGUCCUCUGCGUUUACAUGGGCCUGUCGAUGGUUGAGGCCAUCAAGUACGUGCAGCAAACGACCAACAGCCCCGUGGACAUGAGGGUGGGAAUACACACGGGGGCUGUGCUGGCCGGCGUGCUUGGACAGAGGCAGUGGCAGUUCGACGUCUACAGCAAGGACGUGGAGCUGGCUAACAAGAUGGAGAGCAGCGGAAUGGCGGGGAGGGUGCACAUCUCGAACGCGACGCUGAGCUUCCUGAACGGGGAGUUCGAGGUCGAGCCAGCUCACGGCGAGGACAGAGAAGAGGCACUCCAGAAAGCGGGGAUCGUCACUUACUUCAUAGUGCGCGCGUUGAAACCCUUCAUACCGGCUGUGACCAAGAGUCUAGCCUCGCUCACGGACGCGGAGAACAGCAGGAGGGCGAUGGAGAACUUGGGGGACGGGAGGAACAACAAGGAGGACUCGGAGGAGUUUAGGCAGAGGCUGAGGAAGGAGCUCGACAGCAAAACUGGAGGGGUGAAUCUGAAGGGUCACGCGCACUGGUUGACCCUGCACUUCAAGGACCCGAAGGUGGAGUCGGCGUUCCACAACGCCGAGGAGGCGUUCUCCCCCCUGUCGUUGUUGGGGGGCCCGUUGGUGAUGGUGUGUUCCGCUCCUGUUUGGAGGUUUCAACCAUGGGGACCUUUCACGUGGGGCGGUAUAGGGGUCGUGGUGCUGUUCGCCGUUGUUUUGGCCGGUGCCACUUGCCUGGGCAGCUCCAUCAAGGCCAUGUGGCUGAGAAGGGCCCUUGCCUCGCUCAUGGUCUUCUCCCUCGGCCUCUUCCUUCUCCUCGAUAUGUUCAACUGCGUGGUGGUCGAGGAGACCAUUCCAUCUCUAAACUCGACCAACGUAACCCUGUCAACGAAGUGCCCCUACCCUUCCUACUACUCGUACAUCGGCGUGCUGACCCUGGUCGCGACCUCUAUGCCUACCUACAUAUGCUACCUGGGCAAAGCUUACCUCAUGUACGCGAUCGCCGGCUCCCAAUGCUUCAUCAACAUCUGGCUACUAGGCUCGAGGCUCGACUGGGAGGAUCACGCCUCCUCGCCCCUCGAACCAUCCGCCGUCCCCUCCAAGUUCUGCCUCUCCGUCACCCUGCUCACCGUCGCCACCUCUUUGGUCAUCGUCUCCAGAUACGCGGAGAAGUCGAGGAGGAUGUUGUACCUAAGGGGGAGGGAGGUGGUGGCGCAGAGGGAAAGGGCGGCGGACAUGAAACGGAGGAACGGCGCCCUCAUAUACAACAUCCUCCCUCCCCACGUGGCCGCCUAUUUCCUCUCGAGGGCGAGGCACCACGACGAUCUGUACAGCCAGAGCUACGCCGAGGUCGGCGUACUGUUCGCCAGCAUGCCCAACUUUGCCGAUUUCUACAGCGAGGAGAGCAUCAACAACCAGGGCCUCGAGUGUCUCAGAUUCCUGAACGAGGUCAUAUCCGAUUUCGACGCGAUCCUCGAUCAGAACAAGUUCAAGGACAUCAUCAAGAUAAAGACGAUAGGCUCGACGUACAUGGCAGCGUCCGGGAUAACCGAGUCGGCCGAGUCCGAGGACGGGCCCCGAUGGGGCCACCUGUCCACCCUCGUCGAAUUCGCCCUCGAGCUGAAGAAGGCGUUGUCGAGCAUCAACGAGCAGAGUUUCAACCACUUCGUGCUCAAGAUGGGCAUCAACCACGGCCCGGUCACGGCGGGGGUGAUCGGGGCGAGGAAGCCGCACUACGACAUAUGGGGAAACACCGUGAACGUGGCGUCCAGGAUGGAGAGCACCGGCAAGGUGGGCUGCAUCCAGGUGACGGACGAGACCCGGAAGAUCCUCGAGCCGUUCGGCUUCGGCUUCGAGCAACGGGGCCUGGUGUUCGUCAAGGGCAAGGGCCAGCUGCUCACCCACUACCUCGUGUCCAAGGACGGCGUCUCGUUGAACCUGGACAGCGACCUGCCCGUCGAACCCACCCAUCCGAUCAUCUAUCAGUAGGCUACGACACUCGAAGGCUCUAAGAAAAAAGAGAGAAAAGAAACGAAGGAGAUCCUUCGAGAGAGAUUUUUCUCUCACUCGAAUAAAUAUUGUCCUCGAUGCGUUCGAGGUGGAUCGAGAGAUCUCUGUUUCGAAGAAGGGUGAACGAUCCUACCGUUUCACAUUUUAUCGAAAGAAUUUUAUUGGAGAAUCUUUGAGGAGGAGAGAUAAUUAUUUAACGAUCGUUCGAAGGCGUGUAUCAGAAGGGAAAGUAAGCCACCGGAGAAAAAUUCUUACCGUCUACUGCUGAUCAUCGUAUCGAAGAACAGGGUACAAAAGAAACAAUUAGGAUUAUUAGAAACAGGGGACUGUUGAUAAAAAUACGAAACGAAACUGGCGACGUUUUAUAAAGAAACGUCGUGGAUCCGGUCUAAAAGAUCCCACUUUCACUUUGGAAUCUGUCAAUGAGAAGAGAAAAACGAAGCAAAUUGAACCAAAAGGAUGAAAAAGAAGAAAGGAGAAAAAAGAAUCUUGCAUAUCUAGGAUAAUUUAAUUAGAAAAUUCGAAGAAUUCGAUCCUGGUAGAAUCGAGUAACAUAAAGAAAGUGUAUAAGUGUAUAGCUCGUUACAAAUUGUGUUAGGAAUCUCGACUCUAUUUUUCUAGAUCCCGCGACGGGGGUUGAGAGUGGUCAAUCAGGGGUAGGUCUUUUUCCUGACGUGGCUCGAGAUAUCCCUUCAAGCUAGCGCGUUCUCUCCAACUGUAAUUGUACAUUGCGCCGACUUGUGUGUGUGCUUUCUUACGAUCUUCAGAUCGUCCAUGUUCAAGCGAGAUUCAACACGCUUCCGCUAACAAAUUUUUGACGACUCUACACUCGUAAUCGUGAUUUUUUAAAAUUUUUAUUUGCACGAGAAAUGUAUUUUUUUUUUUAUGGUCCAACGAAUCAAAAAAUUCGUUUCCAUUUUUUUUCGAGCGAUCCAAAUUUGCGGGAGCGUAUGCGUGCGUGCGUAGAGUAGAGUACGCGUAUAAUAUCUCGAGAAAGAAUAUUUCGAGGAGGGGGAUGAUAAUUUUUUUGGUCCUUUUUCUCGAGCAAUUUCACAGUCUAAUCUAAUUGUCCAAUGAUUUUCUCCGCAUCGAUCGAUAUGAUUAAAUUAAUUCGAAUUCGCGUGUGUAAUUGUUGCGAUGUGUAAAUCGAUCGAAUCUCGAUUGUACGAGAUACUACUAAGAUGUAGAUACUAAUACUCUCGAAAAAAAGAAAUACAUUCCAAAUAUCGAAAAUUGAAAGUAAAGGAAUUGUUAUGUAUCGUAAAAAAAAAAAAAAUCUCGUAGAAGCUCUGAAGAAAAAAAAAAACUUUGUCGAUUAAUAGAGCUCUGUUCUCGUAGAAUUUUUCAAGAGGAUGUAACAAGAAUAUAUAUAUAAAAAGUGAAAUGAAAUUCAGAAAAGAUAACUAAAAAAAAAAGAAAGUAAAAGAGGAGAAUGAAAAGAGAAAAUUUCAGAAAUGCGAACGUGUAUAAUGAUGUCUCGUUAACUGUCGCAAGUAUCGAGAUAAUUCAAUGUUCCUGAAAUUAUCCAUUGUUGUCGUACACGAUUGUUUGUGUAGAAAAUUUCGUUCCUUUAUUUUCGCGAUGGUUAACGUGAGAUCCGAAGAAACGACAAGAAUAAUAAAAUCCUAUCUAACUCUGAAUGUUUAAAAAAAAAAGAAAACUGUCGUUUUAAAUUAAGAUUAUUCAUCGAAUCGAGAAGAAGAGUGCUCGCGUGUUGAAACGAGAGAGAGAGAGAGAGAAGGAACAACAGGUUAGAAAUUCAUGCAACGUGCAGAAUGUUCUCGUCGUGUUUGAAAUACUUGUAUACAGCGAGUCAGUCACCGAAAAGUCUUCUUUGACAACAACAACAAGUCUCUAUACAGUUUCGAUAUAUAUUUUUCCGCAAGCAGAGCCGAUUCGAUUUGUUGAGAGGAAGAAGUUUCUUAAGAGCUUAGAUCCGAUUUUAAUUGUGAAGGAUUUCACCAAGCUCACUUCGCGCGUCGAAAUUAACAUUGAUUUGACGAGAUGGAAACAAGAAACGAAUAUUCUUUUCUUUUAUUCAAUAUUUCUGUGUUCGUAUUCCGUGUUUUUUUUUACGUUCAUACGAGAUUUAUAUAAGAGAGAGAGAAUCAGAAAUUUAAAAAUCGAUCUUAUUUGGCGAAUUGGGCUUCGUGAAACGUCCUGUACGCCGUCGUCCAUAGGACGGAUCCCACGGGAGCGUAGUAGUACUAUAGAACCUCGAACAUGAUAAUAACAAUUUAUUUUUCUACAGUUUCAGUCGCCGAGAUUAAAUAAAUAAAUAUAUCGUAACCGAACGUGACUCGAGUACGCGAAAAAGAAAAAAAAUGAAAAAAAGAAAAAAAAAAAGAAAAAGACGCACACGCGAGGAGACACAAACACUUGGAUUGUGCUGGGAUUUAAUCCUUUCGUCGGUUGUUAAAUUAUCAACAAGAUAACCGUAAUUAUCGUAUUAUAAUUCGUGAAAACAGGUUUUUAAACUGGAUAGUUUAGAGAGGAAGCAGAAAAAAGAAAAAAAGAGAAAAAUACGAUGUUACGUUCGUGUGAUACAAGCGAAAAAAAUAAAAAAAUAAAAAAAAAGAAAAAAGAAAAAAAAAAGUAAUUCGUACUGUGAUUUUCGAAAUCGACGUUAUAUCACCACACCGAUCUAAAUUUUAAAUCCGAUAUUAAUAUUUUCAAUUGCUUUUUUAUAUAACGGUCUUUUUCUAACGACACGCACGUUUACGAAAGGAUUAAAGAGAGACGCGAAUCAACGAAGGAUGAGAGAGAGAGAAAAAGAAAACGAGAAAGAAACGGCCUAAGCGCGACAACAGUGGUCAGACCUAUAGCGAUAAGGGAGAAAUAGAAAUAAAAGGAGUGGAGGACAAUCGAAGCAAAAUAUACCCUUCCGAAGGAGAAUCUUUUUUAAAAAUCCGUAAUUUGUAUUUUAGAAUCGACAACAUUCAUUCAACACACACACACACACACACCCUCGUUACUUUCUUGAACUUUCGUUUUUUUCUCAAUCUAACGAGAACCGCUACUAACGGUGAAACACGAUGAGCGAAAAAUUAUAACGCGUGUAAUAUAAAAUCGAUAAAUGUAAAUUCUUCUAUUCCGUGUUCUAAGAAGGGAGAGGAAAAUUUUCUUUCCUUUCGGUUCAUCAAGUGUUUGCUCGCUUUGGAGACGAAGAAACCGAGAAACGAAGAAAAAGAAAAAAAGAAGAAAGGAAGAAAGCUGGUUGAAUCUUUCUCCACUGUUCGCGUACUUCCUGAAUCGAUAUAUUGCGCGGUCCGCCCCAUACACAUCUAUACGCAUGUGUACACACGCAUAAUGGAUGAAUUAUUCGCAAGGGGAAACGACAUAUAUACAUAUACACGUAAGCAAACGCACGACGUCCGACGAGGAACGGAGAAAAUAUUGUAAAGUAGCAAUAAAGGAUGAAGGAUCUCUUGUAAAUAAACAAAGGAGGGCGAGAAAUGGAAACACAGAAAUGGAUAUCGAAUAUCGUCCACGGUGGAGAGAAGAAAUUUCGGCGAAACGCGUGUAUAGAAAUCGAAGGAAUUAUAUCACUGUAGAUAUAUUAGCACCUUAUAGAUGUGGGAAGAGGGAACACUCGUUGUAAACUGUCAAAAGUUAUAAACUUCUUCAGACUAGGGAGGGGGGGAAAUGGAAUCACGCGACUGUAAAAUAAUAAACGGCUUCUUCUUGGCCGAUGUCGAAUCGG